Nothobranchius furzeri (turquoise killifish) is the source of this 2885-nucleotide messenger RNA. It is a transcript of the gene amph, whose product is annotated as amphiphysin. Gene Ontology annotation, cellular component: synaptic vesicle; plasma membrane; cytoplasm. Gene Ontology annotation, biological process: synaptic vesicle endocytosis. Lineage: Eukaryota; Metazoa; Chordata; Actinopteri; Cyprinodontiformes; Nothobranchiidae. Gene Ontology annotation, molecular function: phospholipid binding; protein binding. The record is from RefSeq and is a predicted model, not a curated record.
UCAGAUAAACAAUGAUCAGCUGGAGCUGUGCAGGAGGGGGAGCCAAUCGGCGGACAGACCUGUUCUCUGCUCCGCCCCCUCCGCGCACGCGCACGCUCUCCCUGUACUGCUGCUGUCCGGUAAUCCUCCAGUGUCUCUGCUGUCAUCAUGGCGGAAAUUAAGACUGGAAUCUUCGCUAAAAACGUGCAGAAGCGUCUCAACCGCGCGCAGGAGAAGGUUCUUCAGAAGCUGGGAAAAGCAGACGAAACCAAGGAUGAGCAGUUUGAGCAGGUGGUUCUGAACUUCAAGAGACAGGAGUCUGAAGGCGGACGCUUACAGAGGGAGAUGAAGGCCUACAUGUCGGCAAUCAAAGGGAUGCAGCAGGCCUCCAUCAACCUGACUCAGUCACUGCAUGAGGUCUACGAGCCGGACUGGCAUGGAAAAGAUGACAUUGUGACCAUCGGAAAGGACUGUGAUGCAUUGUGGGAAGACUUUCAUAACAAACUGGUGGAUUCCACGCUGCUGAACCUGGACGCAUACCUGCUGCAGUUUCCAGACCUUAAGAUGCGCGUGGCCAAAAGGAGUCGGAAACUCAUCGACUAUGACAGCGCUCGCCAUCAUUUAGAAACUCUGCAGGCAGCUGGGAUGAAAAACGACAGGAAGAUGAUUAAGGCAGAAGAAGAGCUGAAAAAGGCACAGAAAGUGUUUGAUGAGCUGGACGUUGGUCUGCAGGAUGAGCUGCCAACUCUUUGGGAUUGCCGAGUGGACUUCUACAUCAGCACCUUCAAAAUUGUGACCAGUCUCGAGGCCAAGUUUCAUCGUGAGAUCUCACAGGUGUGUAAGGAGCUGUAUGAGGUCAUGACCAAGCUGAGAGAACAACACUCAGACAAAAUAUUCACCAUCCAAGGAGCCCCGAGUGAUUCUGGACCGCUGCGUCUUGCCAGAACUCCAUCACCACCAGAAGAUGAGAGUCCUCCUGAAAGUCCUGAAGCUGGUUCCAACCACAUGCUCCGCCCUGUUUCUCCAGGCCCACCACGGCCCAAAUCCCCCAUCCAGCUUAAAAAGGGUCCACCAGUCCCUCCUCCACCUAAAGUCACACCCACCAAGGAGGUGGCAGAGGACCAGAUCAUCGACCUGUUUGGUGGAGAGUUCCUCCCUGCUCCGUCUCCAUCACUGCCCAACGAACGACCAGGAGAAUCUCUCCUGGAUCUGGACUUCGAUGCAUUCCAGCCAGAUGACAGCGUUUCACCGAUACCUCAGACCGCGGUACCCUGGGACGUGUGGUCGGAGGAAGCCCAAACUGCGCAGCAUCAGGCUGCUGGUGCCGGAUUCGUUGCUGACUGGUCGGCAGAUUUUGGUUCAUUAGCAACAAAUGGAGAUGCUGUUGCUACCCAAGGUGCUCCAGCUGAAGGCCUGGAAGGGGAGCUGGGCAGCCCUCAGGUUGGGGCUCAGGGCUGGCAGCCAGGUGGAGACACAACUACAUCUACGCAGAGCAGUUAUCCCAAAGCAGUGGAAGAUGAGGAUGCUUCUGCUCCAUCAUUUUUUGCUGAUUUUGACCAGAUGAAAAAAGGCAAAAGUGAAACGACAGAACCUCCCGUUACAUCAGAAACACAAGCUGCUGAUGGAGAAGACCCACCUCCAUCAAGUCCUGCUGCAGAAGACGAGUGGCGGGGUCCUGCUGCUGCUGCUGCUGAGGCCGUUGUGACUCCAUCUGUGGACGGAGAAGUAACAGGAACUCGAGCUGCACCUGCUGGUGAGAAAGAGGAACAGCAAGCUCCUUCUGCUGAAGAACACAAAGCCUCAGAUGAGUUACAAGAUCAAACACCUUCUCCCACAAAUGGAAGUCCAUGCUCUAAGGAGCCCGAGACUGCUGAGAUUGCUCCUGCUGAUGAGACAACUUCUUCAACUGAAGCAACUUCAUUGGAGAAGAUGCCGAUCCCCUCUGUGGUUAUUGAACCUGCCUCCAGUAACGAAGGUGAUGAUGACCAUGACGCUGACAUCAUCUCACCUACGAUAAUAGGUGGUAACGUUGUGACAGGUGAGCAUGCCAGCAUCACACACAUGAGUGCUUCUGGAGGAGCUUCAGGACUUCCUGCUGACUUUCUUUAUAAGGUGGAGACCAUGCAUGAUUUUGAGGCUGCUAAUUCAGAUGAGUUGGACCUGAAGAGAGGAGAUGUGGUUCUGGUUGUUCCUACAGCCUCACUGGAGGAUCAGGAUGCCGGCUGGCUCACUGGGAUUAAAGAGAGGGAGUGGAUAACACUCGGCACCGGGGCUCAGAGAGGACUGUUCCCUGAAAACUUUAUCCAGCGUUUGGAGUAACGACACCUGUCCAUGAAAUAAGGAACAAGUGACUAAAUUCUGUAAUCAGGUUGUCUAGUCAGCAUGUAGCUAAGUGAACCCAUGAGAGAAAGCUCCCACAGCGGUGUGAUGCUGCAGAGUCAGAACCAGUCCUUAGGACGUCCCCAGACUUGACUCUUAUUUCUAAGCAUGAUGUAAACGUGUGUUUCACCCUCUCUGCUAACUACAUGUUUCAGUGUUAAAAUAGUCACGUGAAAAUAUGAAGAUAGAUGUUAGAAAGAAGUCUGGAUGGUUUAGAAGCUGUUGUAAAGAUUGUUCCAACGAACUGGUGCCGUUCUCUGAAAGUGCUUCUCAGUGUGAAUGAAAACUGUUUAUUGGUUCUCACCAUCGUCAUGAUUAGGUUCUAAUAUUUAAUACUUUUCUGUGUCAUUGAUCUAAGUGUGUGUGGUCAUCAGUGUUUCAUUUGUAGACAUUAUUCUGUCUGGAUUUAUGAAGAAAUUGGUGCAAAGCAGGCAGAAAAUGUGAAUUUUACUUUGAAAAAUGAAAAAAGUCUGACAUUUUUCAAAGAAAAAAAUGUGAACUAAGCAAAUAAAAAAGCAUCUGCACCA